Rhinopithecus roxellana (golden snub-nosed monkey) is the source of this 1385-nucleotide messenger RNA. It is a transcript of the gene LMNTD1, whose product is annotated as lamin tail domain containing 1. Lineage: Eukaryota; Metazoa; Chordata; Mammalia; Primates; Cercopithecidae. The record is from RefSeq and is a predicted model, not a curated record. Gene Ontology annotation, cellular component: nuclear envelope; cytoplasm.
AUGAAAGAUACACAAGACAUUCAGGAAGCUCUGGAGGCAAUGCAGAAUAAAGGCUAUGAACAGGAAGAUAAGAUGGAGAAACAAGAACAAAGAGAAGACAAACUUGGAACUCCCCCAGUAUAUUCUUUGGUACAUUUUUCUCCAAAGAUGAUGGGUUCGGUUGCCACAACACUGCCAUUGUCAUCUUCAUUAUCCAGUGGAAUGCCUCUUGGUUAUCAUCUGUCUAGUCCUCAGAUUAGUGGAGUAACUAUAUCAACAACUGGACAAUUGACUUCUAAAGCUACUGCAGGUAGCUUUUCCCGAGUGGAAAACAGUUUGGAUGCCAGCCCCUUCUUGGUUCCAAAGAAACAGGAUGAAUCACCCAUGAUUGGGGAUGGAGAAGAUUAUUUCCUUUCUCUGUUUGGUGAUUCAAAGAAAGUUAUAGCACACUCAAACUACACUCAGAAAACUUUAAAAUACUUUUCUAUGAUUCUUGAAGAAGUUGGCCAAUUUACCGCCAGUUCUCUUGGAGACAUUGAAAUAGCUGAAGUGAAUGUCAAGGGUUUGUUCGUGAAGCUCAUUAACUCUUCCCUUGACAAAGAAAUGGCAAUUGGAGAUCAUAUUCUCCAGCAAAAUGUGAAUGGACAAACCAUUUCUUUGUACCGAUUCCUUCCAAACAUUGUAAUGCAUGCCAGUUCCACAGUAACAGUGUGGGCAGCAGCAUCUGAAGCAAAGCAUCAGCCUCCAUCAGAUUUUCUUUGGAAGGAACAAGAGAAGUUUAGAGCAAGUCCCGAUUGUAUAACAAUCCUGUGCAAACCGAACGGUCAAGCCAUUGCCUGGUACACCCCUAUCCACUGGAAGCAAGCAUGGGAAAAAUUAGAUACUGACAUUGAAUUCAACAGAUGUUCAGUAGUAUCUCCAACAUUCCAGAAGCAUAUGUUUCAGUGGACUGCAUCUACAACUACAAUAACUAAAGAAAAACAAGAUCAACCUAAGGAAGAUAUCUCAAAUUGUCAGGUGGAACAAGCUCAAGUUUUUCUUAAGAGAGAGAAGGAAAUCCCACCAACUGUUUUCCCCAAUCGCAGCCCUUGGUGCCAGAAUCCUUAUGUCUCUGCACAUCCUUACUGUCCUCUGAUUGAACCACACAAUACAUCCACCGCUGGAGGCAACUUGGAUAGACAGCCCAGGUCUGCAUCAACCAGACCUAAUCGAGCCCCAGGGACUAAGAAAAAGAAGACAUCUGAGUCACAAAAGCAAUAAGCAGUCAACUCAACCUUUAAAGACUUUCAGGAUUAAGCAUUUCCUGGCCAAGAAACAAAAGCAAAAUCAUCCCAUUGCCCAGUGGAUUUGGAUGAAAACUGGUAAUAAAAUCAGGUACAACACCAAAAGGAGACAUUGGAGAAGAA